Molecule: messenger RNA, 7557 nt
Organism: Rhopilema esculentum
Lineage: Eukaryota; Metazoa; Cnidaria; Scyphozoa; Rhizostomeae; Rhizostomatidae
Source: RefSeq, a predicted model, not a curated record
AAUUGUUUAGAUUAAGUAACUGUUUGUUGUAUAUACUUGCAAAGAAAGCUUGAACUUGUGGCGAGUUUUUAUAAAACUAUGUUGCACUGUACAUGUAAAAUUUCUUCUUCACCAUCAGCUAUCAAAACUGCAUAAACUUUUAAUAAUUCCAGCUAUGUUCAGAUUUUCACAUAUUUCAAGUAAAUAAAGCAGCAAAAGUUUGUGUUUGUGUAUGUGUAUUUAUUCUUAAAAAAAUCUCAUACUCAAAUCUUUGCUUGAUUAAAACUAGUUAAAAAUUUCUACUUUUUGACUUCGCAAUACUUUCAUCCCUAGCAAGUGUAUUUUGUAGCAAACAUGUGUAGCAUAUGUAGUAUAAAUAUUUUUCGCGAUAAAUAACUUUUUUUAUCAUAUAUAAAGGUAAAUUUGAUAAGUAAGUUUGCGACAAAUACACAACAGACAAUCAUCUCAAAGAGAGAAAAGAAAGUGAUGAAAAUCAAUCCUAUUACCAUAUUUUUCUAAAAUAUUUUGUAAACCAGAAUAUAUCUAACCUUUAUAUGAUUAAAAAAAUUGUUGGGAAUAUGUAGCAUAACAGUUUGCAAAAUGUAUUGAAAACUCAAAAGUACGUUUUGCAUAAUGAUAUUAACAAGAAGCUAGUUGUAAGAGUUUCAACUUAUAGAUAUGGUUGAUUGGCCAGUCGAAUUGGUGUGAAAUCUGGUUGUUAGUCUAUUUUUGUGUCCUCGGAAGAAAGCAAGGCAGAUUGUGCUGUGUCGUAAUUGCUUUCGUAAAUAGAUACUGCCAGGGUUACGUGUAUUGAUGAAGAUGGAUUCAGAGUCUGAUUAUUUGGUUACUUAGGCUACAGACCAUACAAUUACAAUAAUCAUUUUUGCAACAACAAGAUAAUUGCAUUAUGUAACAAGAUUCCUUAUUUAAGCAGUAAAGUCAAUUAAAUCGGUCGUGUAUGCAGAGGAGACUCAGAUGUCAGCGAUAAUUCAUCAAAACUUUGUUUUUUUCAAAGGCUGUAGCGCUGUUCUAUCUUAAAAUAAAGAAAGGUCCUGUCCAACUAGUUCAAAAGCAAUUUCUAUAGUAAGUUGUUUAUCCAAACUGUGCUUAUUUGUGCCUGAAAAUGGCCUUUUUUGCUAGGGAUAGCGUUUUUUAUUUGAAAAUGUAUAUAUGAUAUUUAGGCCAUGUUUACAUGACACAUGAACAAGUUACGAGCGGAUAAUAAUUAGCAUUAGAGUCUGCUCAUGCAGACAGAUGCAUUUGAUGAAUUCGCCACAGUUUGAAAAAUAUAACAGUUGAACGUGUAGUGUAGAACUCGUUAUAUCAAAUAUCUUGAAUUUUUUUGCUGAUUCCUUUUUUGCUGUUUUUAUUAAAUCACAAUAAAAAAAAGUCUAGUUGAUAUUUGGGCUUUAUCGACUAGAACAAAAUUGACAGCUAGAAUGCAAUAAAAUGCAUGGUGACCAAGUUAGGACUGUACGUCCACGCUUUCUUCUUAAUUCUUUUUAAUGAGCUCAUUUCAACUCAAAUAUCUUAUUGCGAUACACAGUUGAUGGUAAUUUACGUAUCAAUUAAGUUGUCACCUACGGAUAUAGCUAAAAAUAACAAAGCAAUCUCCUCUACACUGUGGCCCUAGGCACUUUGUAGAAGGCGGAUUCACGUCAUCAACAUUUUUCUGCAGGCCAAGAUAACUUAUUUGCAAAGGAAAAAAUAUCUCCCGAAAGAUGUCAUAUGCAGGAUGUCAAAAUUCAAAAAAACUUGUUUCCUCAUCUGCACUAAAGUUUUUUCCUCAUCCGCACUAAAUCUUCGCGAAAUUUCUCAACAAAGGUUUCUGUGAAGAAAAAUGAUGUCUUCAACCUUUUUCGCAAAUAUAUUUCAUCACUCGCAAAAAAGACUAACCUAGCCUCUUGAAAAACAGCUGGUGACAAAUCUCGCAUUCCUGAAUGUGCCCAGGGCCUUUAGUGGAGCAGGUCUUUUUAACUUCAAGCUUUACAAUGGCAUCUUUUCAAACAACUGACUUUUGGCUUGUUUGGCUCCUUAGCUGGGCGUUAAACUGGUAUGGGAAAUACAAUCAAAUACAAGCUCAUGGAAAACAUCAUAAAGCAAAAUCCAUUGUCCUGAAAUGUUAUUUAUUCCCAAAUAUUCCCUUCUCCUUGCAUUACGUGGAAAAAUAUCUUAAAUUCAACUUUCUUUUGGCAACUUUCGAUUUUUCUUUUUUCGUGAAGUACCAGUGACAACUCUAUUUUUUUUAUUUUGCUCUGAUUCUAAAAAUGGUUUAGAUAAAAGGGAUCAACGAAGAAUUUCAGCAGAGCUUUUAUUUCUCUAGGAAGAACCUCGCGUGAAAUGUUUUUACAGUGAAAAUUGGAGUUUGCUUAUUCAACAGAAGAUAGAAUUCACAGUUGCAAUUUAGAAUCUUCCUGUUCUACACGCCAAUGUGUCAGUAUAAAGCUCUAUCUUUACGGCGCUGAAUUUUAUAAAACUAGCCUAGCAAAAAAUUAUCUUCUUAAAAAUAAAAUUGAAAUAACUCGAUUUUCUUACAACCUAUUCCUCUAAAAACAUUACUUGUUCGAUUUCACGCAAACUAAGAAUGGUGUAAAGAAACUUUUACAUAUAAUGAUUUCAUUCUUUUUUGUCUCCAGUUCCUAGAUGUGACAUAAAUGCAAUACAUUACAGUUACUUUUGCUGCCAAUAAUUGUAAGGAAUCUACAAGUGGUUCACAAAUAAUUCUCUAUAGGCUUCUUCAUAUGGUCAUAUUCAUGUUAAACUUUUUCGAAGGUUCUUGGUUUAACAUUUGUUGCCAAUUAUUCAGCGCUAUGCGUACUUUCCGUACAUUUCAGUCCUUACCAUAGAAGGUUGGAAUUUAUUUCGUUGUUCUACCAAUGUUCAAAAGGCGUUUACGAUAGCCUCUCUGAUACAAGCAGCUGAUGACUGACCCAUUUAUCAAAUCGCACUACUUGAAACAUUCAAGAAAUGCCUAAAUUUUGUGGUAGCUCUCUGCAUAACAAGAAAAGAGAAUGGAAACUCUGCUGUGAUUUAAGUUGUCAUAUAGAGACUAGUUUGCUUAAUUCUAAAACAUCAAGUCCUUUUUUCUCUUCGGGCAAUUGUUGCUUAUGAAAUCUAGAACUGAACCAUAAGCAGUGCCUGAAAUCAUCAUUCAGCUUUGGAUUUAGCACCGUGAUAAUUAUCACAUUACACAGUAAGCUUGUCUCAGUUGAUGUAUGUCUUAUAGUGUUGCACUAUUGAAUUGCAAAUUUUUAUCAGAAUCCGUUCUUUGCAUGCAAUGCUGCUUCAGGUAUCGAUUUCACAAUAUCAAAUAGCAUUACUUAUACUCCAAUGCUACAGAAAUAAUGAUAACAAUUGACAAUACGCUAACCAUUUGCUAUAAAAAUUGCUCGCGCUUGACCUAUUUACUCCUUACUUGCUAUUUCAAAAAUCUCUUUCUGCAGUUAAUGAGGGUAAGAUAGAAUUUUUCAUUACGUUAAGUCUUGAAAAUCUAUGUUGUCUCAGGCCUGACUAGGUCAAGAAGUAACAUGGCUUCGAAAUUAGCGACCUAGUAAUGGAAUUACACCUCCAAAAGGCCGACAUGCAGGAGAGGUAAUUGAUGGAAAGGAAUACGCCUGUUCCGCAAAAAAGAAGAGCCGUCAUAAGACUUUUGUGGUUUUAAGCAUCUUCUUAAGUCUUCCAAAGUCCCCGUUUUCCAUUAUUUCGAUCAGUUCAGCGAGACAUGGUAACACAAAGAAAAGAGACAAAUCAUUGGAUGGUAAAUUGAAACCCUGCAUUUGAAAAGAGUGAAACAAUGUACAUUGACGGCAGCAUAGUGUUCAUUAGGUGAUGCAAGAUCAGAUAAGAACACUGUGCAGUACCGCAAUGUAAGAGAGAAUUAUCAACUUGCCACUUAUUUGUAUGUCAAAUAUGUUAAAAUAUUUUAAUUACAAUGUCUUCCUUCAAAAAAGUUUACUUAUUACCUGAAAAUUACAGUAGGAGAUUGUUUACAAAUAUGUGUCAUUUUGGUCGCUGUCCCUAGAGGAUGAUAGAAAAUCUGUCUCUAAGUCUGAAAUGUUUUGUCUCAAAAGAGUUCUGUUUUUUAUGAUUAUUUUGUCUUCCUUCAUCAUUCAAAAAUAGCUGCAAAAUUGACUGCUGGCCAAUAAGUAAUCUAUUAUUUUUGCCUUCUAAUUUCAAAGGUAGUGGUUUUCUUCUAAAUCUUUUAAAUUGAUUUGUUUCAAUAUGUUUCAACAUUGUCUCAUAGAAAAUGUCAUUCGGAAUAGUUAGGCACGUCUUAGACCUAGACCUUGCUACUAGCUACUGUAAGUACUUCCUUGAAAUUUUGAAAUUAUUUGAGGAAAUGUUUUAUCUCAUUUCAUUCUUAUUAAAAGUAAGAAAGGAAUACAAAUUAAUAUAUGUAGAUGAUAUGCUUUUACUCGUUGCAUCAUCAUACCUAAAAUAUCUUUCCUGUUGCCAUUUAAGCUAUGUUUGCAACAAACUCCAGACAGAUUGCACCCAAUUAGUUUGCAUGAAAGCUGAUUCUGUGUCGUAAACAAAUAUAGACAUUGAAGUAAAUGGUUUGAGCAAACCCUUUCACAGAAAACGUCGAUUUGCAGCUAUUCAGGUCAUACUUGUAUCGAAUAUACAUCUCUGUUAAGAGAUAUCCAUGUUACUUAUGAGUUUAACUACAGAUCUAUUACCAAACAUGAAUUAUUGAACGAAUUCAUUUGUUUUUCGACAUUUUUCAAUACCCACACGUGUCGGCCUAUGGGCAUUUCUAGAGAUUCAACUAUUGUUAGCUCUGUCCUCUUCUUUAUUAUCUCAUUAUACUGAGCUUACAACUUGAAAAGGAAACAGUGGAAUUAAGGCGCUUUUUCCCUGAUUAGACUGUGCCGAAGACAUCUCUGAAGGCACAUAAGUUCUUAACGUAACAAUGCUAUUUCAAACACCCAAGCUUGUAAUCAGUCUGAAACCGACUAUUAUCCAAUAAGCAAGGCGGCCUUAUUGCUCCUGUUUCUCAUUUUCUCUGCUUAAGUGAUGAAGCUAACACAAUCCUCUACAUUCAUAUAAUCUUUGGUUGCUUGCCGAGACGCCACUGCUGGAAGAGACGCAAUAGUCAGUAAUCGUUCUCUAUGAAUUUGCAACACGGUUAGAAAUAGCUCCACGAAGACGCGCUUACUAUGUUUUAGAGGUAGAAGAGUUCUGAUUUCUUUAUAACACUUGGCUGCAAGGUAAAAGAACUGAAAUCGUUUGUAAACCCUCUCAAAAGGCUUGAUUAUCCUUGGUACCAAGCAAGAAACGAGAUUCCAAUCGAAACUGAAACAAAAUCUUUCACUCUGGAUCUCCGAAGUAGAAAUACUAUGGCCUGGCAUUACAACAGCGUUCCUGCUUACCACUUACCCCAUCUUCCAUAUCACACUGGCUUCAGCUCACACUAUGGAUUUAACCCAUUAUACGGAAUACCUAGAAAGCAACGUAGAGAGAGAACAACUUUCACCAAAACUCAGUUAGAAAUACUGGAGGAGCUAUUUUCGGAGACACAGUACCCAGACGUUUUCAUGAGGGAAGAAGUAGCAAGAAGAAUCAAUUUGCCCGAAUCAAGAGUUCAGGUUUGGUUCAAGAAUCGGCGAGCGAAACACAGACAAAAGACGAAGCGCGAACCUGAGUCAUCAGCUUCCUUGAUAAAAAAGGAACAGCCAACAAAAUCUCCAGUUGAACCAGAACCUGAUAACAGCAAAAAGCCAGCAGCUCCUAUCAGAGUCUCUAGCGAGAGCUCUUCGGUUAAAAGUGCCUGUUCCUUUUCAAAUUUGAAUAAUGACCAUUUAUUACCAAGAACAACUUACCAGUGCUCACCCGGUAGCACCAUGGCACAAAGCAGCCCAAUAACGAGCUAUCCGGGCUAUUUGUCAUCACAUUCCUUGUCUUCAAGAAGCCUAGCUGCUGAGUAUUGUCCGUACCAAUCUUCAAGAAAUUUACCAAUGUCCGGACAUGGGCACAGCCAUCUUCCACCAAGUGAAUAUCUCCCAUGCUCUGACUUUCAUAAUCAACCUUUACCCGGAUCUUGGGGCUACGGAUCAGCAAUAUAAAUGACAUUUACGUGACAGAUAUCAGGUAAUUCAUAAAAGAGGCAAAAUCGACUUCAGCCUAGCUAUGAAUAUGUUAAAUUCUAAAUGUAGCAUUUUAAUUUCCCGAGGGGAAGGAAUCUGUCAUUAAAGAAGUAGUUUUAGCUUUGUUAAUGUUUAAUUGUUAGCAGAUGAGAGGUUGAUCUUCUGCCAGCAUGAUUGUUAGUUUUAUUAUGUAACAUCAGCCUAUGCGCAAAAUCAAAGAACUAAUAAUUUUAAGGAGCCCAUUAUUUUGUAUCACUGGCAUGCAAUUCCCUUGCAUAAGGUCUAAUAGAAACCAAAGAAUAACAGGUGACAAAUGUUUCAUUUACUUCAGAAUAUCAUUAGCCAAUAUCGUGAUACGAAAUUUCAAGAAAGAGUUUAUACCAACCUCCUUAACUAGAGUUUAACAUUCUAGAAUAAAUCAUUUAAUGAAUACACUUGUUUAACUUUGAAGAAAGAUACCAGACAGUUAAAAAAUGAUUAUUCUAGAAUGUUAACUUUGCUGUCAAAUAUAUUAAACGAAAUUUACAUCUUUACUGAUCAGAUAGUUUUAACGCGUCUUAACUUUGCUCCAAAAACUUUAGAAAAGUAUAACAUGUAGAAGUCGAUUUUCAAUAAUGUAUUUAAUGUAUUUUCUCAUAAAUGGUUUUAGCAUAUAGAAAGCCAAGUUGUAUUCGCUUUUAACACUACAAAUUCUUAGCUUCGGGAGCUCUUUUAUUUGUCAUAAUUCAUCGGAUUCAGAAGAUGUGCAUCUUUUAUUAACUUAAUAUAGGGUAGAAUCUGAACUGUUAACGUACUUAGAAGAAACAGAAGAAUUUGAGUUCAGUGGCAAAUUUAUUUUUAUUUAAUUUUGGUGCAAAUGAUCAAAAACCUUCAGAUCAAAGGCUAAAGUUUCAAACAACCAGGAUACAAGGUAUUGUUAGACAGGUUCAAAGACAUACUUGGAUUUACAAAAUGUCUAAACAGGAAAAAUAAUUUUCUAAAACAGCAAAAACAAAUAGUUUUUAUGCACUUGUUGUCAAACUAUGUACUUUUUGUUCGUCUUGUUUUCCCUCUUUGGGCUGAUAUCAAAUUUAAAGAUAGCGCAGGAAAAUGGAAAUAUUGCAUACUAGAUUACUUAAAUAUACUAUUUCAAAGGCGUGUGUAUUUAUAUAUACUACAUAUGUCUGUUAUUUUGAUAACUUUACAACGGCAAAACCAUCAAUUUUUCACUUAAAUUCAAACCCAUUGCAAACUCCAAAGAUAAAUGAGUAGUUCAGCUUAUUGUACAAAUGUCUUUGCAUCCCGAAAACUAAUAUGCAAGCCAUUAGCAUUUAGUAUUGACAAUAUAGCAUGUUAAUCCACGUCUAAUUGUUGAUGCUGUUAAAAAUAAAGUAUUAUAGAGUAGUGAUACUUGAGCAAUUACUAGAGUAACCAACAGCAAUGUCUUUUUGUAUGACAUUGACAAUAUAGCCUUUGUAAAUAGUUAUUGGAAAUAGUUAUUGAUUCAAAAACA